GCUCGGUUUCAUGCUAGCUCGGAAUCUGCGUGCUAGUUCCAGCACUGACGGUCUCGAGCCGCUCUGUCUUUAGGUGCUAAAUCGAGCUUUUCGGAACCCUGGUACUCUCGCCGUCGAUCGUAUCCAUGGCUGCGUGCGGAUUCGCACGCGCGAUCGCUUCGUGCUCGCAGGCUGCUGCUGCGAGCAGGCUCGCCGCUGUGCGACAAGAUGCACAUGGCGAGUCUCGUCAGGCUCAGCUGAGGUCACGAUUUCGAUCAUCCCCGUUACUAGCUCUCCACCGGCAAGGCAUUAAUCAUUCUCACCAAACCAAGAACAGAAACGCGGGUUACCACACAUGUUACAAAAUUAGCGGCUACAGGAGAGCGCGUGUGUCGGCAAGCACGGAAUCCGAGGCGCGGAGCGGCAAUGGCGUCGCUACAUCUCAAGGAAAAGACGCGGCAUUCCCGGCGUUUCUGCCGCUGCAAGUCGCGGAGCUUGAGGAGGAGGCGGCUCGCCAGCUGGCACGGCGCGUCCAGAGGCUGCCGGUGCAGACAAACCUGGCCUCAGAGCCAAUCAUGAGCAGCUGCAUCGUGCCGAAGAAUGCCGGCCAGACUGCCGUCCCCAUCCUGCUCUUCCAUGGCUUUGACAGCUCCUGCCUGGAGUGGCGGCGCGUGUACGAGCGCCUGGAGGAGGGCGGAGCAGAGCCGUGGGCGGUAGAUACCCUGGGGUGGGGUUUUUCAGACACCACUAAGGAGCGGGCCAUUCGAUCCUUUUCUGUGGAGGCCAAGAGGGAACACUUGUAUCAGUUCUGGCGGCAACACCUAGGGGGCCGCCCAGCCCUCCUGGUUGGUCCUAGCCUGGGGGGCGCUGCUGCAAUCGAUCUGGCGGUGCACCAUCCUGAUGCACCAGCAGGCCUGCCAGCAGGCCUGGUGCUCUUGGACGCUCAGGCGUUCGAAGAGGGGGUGGGCCCUCUUGCAGCCCUGCCAAAGUUUCUGGCUUAUGCUGGGGUAGCUCUGCUAAAGAGCGUGCAACUGCGCACGUCGGCUGUUAAAAUGGCAUUCCACGACAAGGCAGAGUCAACUGCGGACGCCAUGAACGUGGGCCGCCUGCACUGCCUGAUGCCUGACUGGGCCGACGCCAUGGUUGAUUUCAUGCGCUCGGGCGGUUACCACGUGUCCAAGAGAGUGGGCGAGGUGUCUCAGCCAUCCCUGGUGGUUUGGGGGAGUGAGGAUGAAAUUCUAGAAGCCAGCCUGGCAGAGCGUUUCAAGGCCGAGCUACCAGACUGCAGGGGAGUGGUGCAGCUGGAGGGGUGCGGGCACAUCCCCCACGUGGAGAGGCCUGCUGAUGUGGCACAGCUGAUUCUGGAUUUCUGCUCGCAGCUGCAGGCUGAGAGGGAAAGGGAGAGUGCCGGGGAGGCGAGGGUAACUGUGGCUUGAAUUGUUCAAUAGACAUACCAUACCAUGGGCAUCCGGGUUUCCACAGUGAUUAGUGUAGAGUUCCUCCCAUGCAUGGAGUAUGCACUAAUUGAGCACUAUUGGCACCAACGCCAAGGACGUGCACUCGACAUUGAAGGUGCCAUGGUGGGUUUUUGUCCUCGACAUCUAGGGAGACAAUAAAAGGUGCGUCGUGUGGUUCCCUGGGUUACAUGCGCACGAACAAGUUAGAAAAUGUCCCCUAGUUCUCAUACAGCAUGCCUGGAGUACGUUAUUGGAUAUGGCAUGGUAAGAUAUGAUCUUGUACUCUGAAGUCAUGUGAAGCGGCAUCAAUUUCAUAUU
Molecule: messenger RNA, 1754 nt
Organism: Closterium sp. NIES-67
Lineage: Eukaryota; Viridiplantae; Streptophyta; Zygnematophyceae; Desmidiales; Closteriaceae
Source: the annotation of a GenBank genome assembly